Molecule: messenger RNA, 2273 nt
Organism: Panonychus citri (citrus red mite)
Lineage: Eukaryota; Metazoa; Arthropoda; Arachnida; Trombidiformes; Tetranychidae
Product: calcium channel flower-like
Exons: 1
Coding region: 554-1009 (151 amino acids)
Biological process (GO): vesicle-mediated transport
Cellular component (GO): membrane
Source: RefSeq, a predicted model, not a curated record
CAAUUUAAAUUAAUUUAGUUGAUUUGUUUUCGUUAGUAAUUAAUUUUUUUUGUAGGCUUUUUCUUCCUGGUUUGAUGAUUAUUGAGAAAUUUAUUUUUAUCAUUUGAAAAGAUCAUCAUAACCUUGAGAUUUUCCUUGUUGUGAAUGUGUAAUGCAAGUGGUUUAAUUGUCAAAUCUUCCAGUUUGUUACUCAUCUUCAGUUCCCUUUGCAAAGGCGUUGUAAUUUUGCUCUGUUUAUAAUUAAUUCUAUAUUGCAAUUAUCUCCCUGAAUCAUCACUGAAUUUCUUGCUUCUCCAUCUGGAUUGGAAUUCUCCUAUUUCACUUGUAAAUUCUUCAAUAAAUCAAUUUGCAAGAGAAAUUCUAUUUGUUUUUGCUUCUCUUCUACCAAAAAUUCCAUCAACUGCCAACUCUCAGUUUUUUUCUCUUUGGAACAUUUAUUGAGAAUUUAAACCUGAUCCUGUUUUCUAUUUUUUUUUGCCCCACGGACCUAAAUUAUUAAAACUAUUCUACUUGACCUGUUGUAUUGUUUUACUCUUUUGUCCUUGGUAUCAUCAUGAUGGGAUCAGAAAGUCAACAAGGAGUACCUGCUGAAUGGUGGGUCGUUUCUUGGAGAAAUCAAAUUGUUACUGGUUUGUCGUUACUCCAAGUUGUCUUUGGGAUAAUUACCUCUCUCAGUCUUUUCUCUUUUAUUGCCUGUGUACCUACUGGACUUUCACUUGUUUUCGGAGCAAUUGUUGUCCUUUCUAUCGAGGCUCCUGCUUUUGUCUCUUUCAUCCGUUUCGCUCAACCUAUUACAGCAUUUUUCGAGGCAAAACCUUUGUGGAUUAAAGUUGUCACCUACGCGGGAUUAGCCAUUUUACCUUGUCUAUUUGGCUGUUAUGGACCAUUCUUUUUCUUUGGCUUCUUUUGUGCUCUCGGAACCACUGCAAUUUAUGGUGUAAUACUGAUUGGACAGAAAGCUAAUCAAGAUGACAUGAGAUUCCAAGCUGGUGGAUUCUCACCAGCUUAGACCUGGCAUCAAAUUCAACUCCAAUCUCAUUUCAUGUUCAUAUAUUUAUAUCCUUCAGAAAGAGAGAGAGAGAAUCUUAUCUCAAUAUUUAUCAAAACACACCUCUAAUUAACACUUCUCUCUCAUUCGUCAUCAUAUAGUUGCCUUGAAAGGCGAAAUGUUUAGACUAAUGGCCACCCGAUAAACUCUGAUCCUGAAACUUAUUGAAAAAGAAAAGACCAAAAUUAUCCCAUUUCGAGCUCAUCGAUUUCCACCUGUUGAACAACCUGUUGUAUCUUUGAUAAUCAUCGUCAUUUAACUUUGGAAUUGUCAAUCAAUUUACCAAUCUCACCUGAAUCAUUUUUCUGAAUCUUCCACUAUUCCAUUUCCUGAUGAGCUGUCUGACUUUUGUUGUUUUCUCCAGAAAGAUAUGAGAUCAUGUUCUUGUUAUUACAUUUUUUUUUCUCCUUCAAUCACAUAAGGAAACACAUAUAUUCCAUAUUUAAAGUAUUUACCCAAUUCGAUCAAUUCUCCGUUCAACUAAUCGAUUGCUUCAUCAUGGCUACUCCAAAUUCCAUGUUAAAAAAUGAAUUAACCAAAGCGACUUAAUCGUUGAAAUUACAUUUACCUCCAAAAGAAAAUCAUUAUUACCUGUGCCUUUGGAUGGGGAUACAAAAAUCAUCAUCAUCUUGUUUGAUGAUUAAACCAAUUUCUAGGAUAAAAAAAACAUUACUUCUGAUGAUUGUAAUGAUUCCAGUUUAACUCUCAUAUUUAUCACUCAACCAUAAACAAAUCAAAUUAACCACCACAACUACAUUGGGAUCAUGUUUAUAUCACCUUAAUAAUGAUAAUCUUAAAUUGCUAUCAAAUUGCAACUGAAGCCAUUUAACGAAUUGUUUCCUUUAAAGUUAAUAAUUUGAUCCAAACAUGUUAUUAUACAUUAUCGAAGACAACAAUUUAAUGGACGAACAACAAUCAAGCCUCCAUCAAUUACCAUCUCUAUAAUUUAAUUGUUAACAAAAAAUCGUCAAAGUUAAUCAUCUUUUCCUUUGGAAAUGAAGUAAAAAACUCUUGGUUGAUUACUAUUAAUAACAUUGCCGGAAUCAAGAUCAAUUAACUUGAACAAUCGUUAUGACACUAAAUUGACGACCAAACAAUCAACUGUUUUUCCAACAAUUUAUUAAUCAUCCAUUCUAAUUGUAACAUGAAAAAAGUGCAAUUUAAUAUAAUGCAAAUCAGAAGCUUAAACCAUUAAACAAAUUAAGCCAAUGAAAAUUGAAUUUUA